Molecule: messenger RNA, 1653 nt
Organism: Eimeria maxima
Lineage: Eukaryota; Apicomplexa; Conoidasida; Eucoccidiorida; Eimeriidae
Exons: 3
Coding region: 1-1653 (550 amino acids)
Source: RefSeq, a predicted model, not a curated record
AUGCGACUCAUCCGCGGGGGCCUCACAAGGGCCCUCCGGGGUGUCCAGCUAUUCAGUCCCCGUCUCCUGCAAGACGUAGAAGCAGCAGCAUCAGCACCACCAGCAGCGACGGCAACAGCGGCAGCAACAGCUGAAAUACUGUCAACGGGUCAAGCAGCAACGACACCAGUGGCAGCAACAUCUUCAGUAGGAGCACGAGCAGCACUGGCGGAGGUAGGGUGGCCUUCGUCGCCUUCCACAUUACGAUCUAUACACCUACAGACACGAAUAACGCAGAAACAGCAGCAACAGCAGCAGCAACACCAGCAGCAACGGCAGCAGCGUCAGCGAUCACUCUUGCGGACAGAAGCAGCCUCAUUUCACACAUUCGCCGACACUUGUAUUUCUACUGCUUAUAAGGACCCUUGGGGGGCCCCUCUUGGGGAUAUAGCAGGUUUCCAUGCUACCUCUUAUUCUUCCUCCUCAAUAGAGCUGCCGCCUUAUAUUCAUCGGCUUAUUCUUGGCCGUUGGACUCUAUACUUUUAUCCAGUUCCUCAGUACCUCAAAUGUAUUGAUGGGGCCCCCGGGAGGUCUCCGCAAGAGGGCCCAAGCUCCUGGGAAGGAGCUCUACUUGUUGCAGCACUGCAGCCGCAACUGUUGUGUGUUGAGUGCUGCAGCAGGAGGCUGCAGCGGCUUGCAGCAGCAGCAGCAGAUGCAGCAGCAGCAGCAGCACAAGGGGGUUCGCUUGAAGAAGAAACGAGGAAGCAACAGAGGGGGCUUGCCAGAGGCUUUUCACUUCUUACCUCUUUUGACGGCGGGCUGCUGGAAUCCGCACUGCUGCCAAUUAUACUCGCUGCCUCUUCUUUACCGAACCGUUCUUGGAUGCCCCUACCAAAGGACUCAUCUGAGGGCCCCCCCAGCUUUGGGACCCCUCCCUCGGGGGCCCCUUCUCUGUGUGCGGUUUACCCUAUUGAUAGGGACCGAGGCACCACACUGGGGUCUUCCCCCCCAAUGGGGUCCCUGCAGUGGGCACAACACCAGAAAGAGGUGUUCCCGUCGGGGUACCAAGUGCUGCUUGAGGAGAGGGCCACAUGCGCAGCAGCCAGUAUAUGGAAUGCCCUUCAAGACACAGAAGAAAGAAUGAAGUUAAUGGGGCCCCUAGGCGGCCCUCAGGCUCAAGGAUCCCCCACAGUAGGGUCCCCGCAACAGCAGAAACCAGAGGACCAGCGCAAACUCUACGAGCGGCCUCCCUUGGGACUUGUCUUUUGUUCAACAGCUCUUCUGCCACUGGUGAUGGAGUCUCUGCAGCAUCUGCAUGCGCUAGAAGCUCCAAAAGCAGCAGCAGAAGCAGCACCAGCAGCUGCUGCUGGGGAGCAACGCCCUCGGUAUCGCACGACGCUGGGUGCUGCUCUGUACCGCUCGCCUCCUUGUCUGCUGCCCUUGUUGCUGCUUCGUUUCCUGGUGCUGCCUGCCGCUGCAGCAUAUGGCAUUGCUGCUGCUGUUGCAGCUCUCUCCUCCUGGGCCCGCUCCAGCUUCCAUAGGGGGGACCCUCCUGCAGCACUAGGAGGGGAGCUGCAUGUGCCCAUUGACGAGACCCCCACUAGGGGUACCCCUAGGAGGGCCCCCGAAUGGGGGCCCCCUCCUACAGACACCUCAAGGCAAUCACGUUAUUAA